AUGAAUUCUAAUCAUAAUCAACUCAAUCGUCCUAGAACGAAUGAUAAUAAUCGACAAGGUCCACAUAGUACAGUACAACUGCGGCAAUCAGUUAACAGAGCUUUGAAUUUAGCAAAUGAUUCACAUGAAUAUUACGAUAAACAAACAAAUGUUCAGUAUAACCCUCGUUUCAUUCGUCAAAGUCGUGUUCCAGCACCAGUUUCAUCAAAUUUACAACCAAUCAAUUCUCCAGCACAAACUCCAAGUCGCAGAAGUCGUGAUGAUUAUGAAGAUAAUGAGGGAUAUACAACUGUUAUAAACAAAAGAAGUAGAAAGAAUCAGAAUUACUUCAUGGAGGAAGAAAAUUACGAUCAAGAAGAGCAACAAAAUUAUGAUCAUUAUAAUCAUCGUUAUCCCACUCGCUAUAAACAACAAACAGCUAGACAAAUCGAUCAACAUACAAUUGCAAGCGUUAGUGGAAGUCAACAACAAAAUCAACAAACAGCUCUUCAACAGCAGACGAUUACAACGGAAGCAACGCGGUAUGCUCAAACUCGUUUUCCUUUCGUUCCGUGCAUUAUUCGAUUUGCUUCUGGUGAUGUAAAAGAAAAUCAAGUGGCAGAACAAUUAGUUAAUCAUUUUAAGGAUAACCAUCAGUCAGAAAUUCAAAUUGCUAAUAUUCGUCGAUCUACUCUUAAAUGUCAACAAAAUGAAUAUGAAUGA
This is a messenger RNA of Didymodactylos carnosus, 702 nucleotides long. Lineage: Eukaryota; Metazoa; Rotifera; Eurotatoria; Philodinida; Philodinidae. The record is from the annotation of a GenBank genome assembly.